Molecule: messenger RNA, 1221 nt
Organism: Colletotrichum paranaense
Lineage: Eukaryota; Fungi; Ascomycota; Sordariomycetes; Glomerellales; Glomerellaceae
Exons: 3
Coding region: 1-1221 (406 amino acids)
Biological process (GO): regulation of transcription by RNA polymerase II
Cellular component (GO): nucleus
Molecular function (GO): RNA polymerase II transcription regulatory region sequence-specific DNA binding; DNA-binding transcription factor activity, RNA polymerase II-specific
Source: RefSeq, a predicted model, not a curated record
AUGUCUGACAACCUCGCCUGGACAAGCGACUUCGACAAGUUCCUUGCCGAACUCGACACCGAACACAACGCCAAUGACACCAGCUUCAUGGAUCUCCUUGAUCCUACUGGUUACUACGACUUCAGCCACGUCGACGAUGGCGCUCUUGGCGCUGCGGACCCCCUGGAUCCUUUGUCUUUUGGCAUCGCAACCCACCGUCUGAUGUGGCCUGCAGAUGAGAUCAUGCAUCAUUGCAGUCCGGAUGACGGCAACGAUUUGACAUUGUCAUUGGCCAGCGCUUCAGUCCACAAUGGUUCGAAGCCCCUGGAGACAGCUUCUACUGCUUCAGUCGAGAAGACUGCGGCAGAAGCAGACCUGACUUGUGUGGAGUGCGGCGUGCAUUACAGACACCCCUUGAACAUGGAAUACCAUGCUAAGUCGCACAACCAUAAGGCAUUUUCGUGCCCAGUCCAAGGGUGUGGUAAAGGAUUCGUGAGCAAUAGAGAGCGUGACGCUCAUCAACGCCGGCCUCAUCUUGAAGGCCACGAGCGCAUUGAAAUGGGGCAUCCGUUCGCUUGUGUUGAGUGUUCGGUCGAGUUCAAGAACAAGGCCAAGCUGCAGGAGCACGCCAACGAAGCACAACACAAUCCCUUUGCUUGUUCCUGUGGCAAGAACUUCGCUCGACUUGAUGUCCUCUACCGACAUCUUGACUCUAUGGGGACCGACCUGCCAAAAUUCCCCUGCCCGUUCUGCAAAAGUCAUCGCGGAGAAAACGGGUUUCGAAGAAGAGAUCAUCUACUGCAACAUGUGCGCGGCUACCACAAGUUCGAGGCCGAGGGAAAGAUCGAAAACAUUAUGCCUAGCCGUCGGAGGCAGUAUCAGGCACCUCCGGUCUGCCACUUUGUGGACUGUUUGCACCACAGGGACGACAACUUCAAAACACUAAGUCGCGAAGAGCAAAGCCGCUCCAAGCCAUUCGAAUCACAGUCGGAAUACACCAAACACAUGAAGAACGCCCACGACUUCACACAAUACCCCUGUACGGUGAGAGGAUGUAGCAAGACUGGCGCCAAGGGUUACGCGAGAGAGAAAGAUCUCAUCAAGCACAGGAAGAAGGAUCACCCCGAGGCGGGGACAUACGUUCCGGCGAUGCGGGAUAUCAGUAUCGGUUGCCCGAAGUGUUUGAAAAGAUUCGGCCCAAACAGUGGACCUUCUUUCCAUAUCGUAUUUUGUCGUGGCUAA